This is a messenger RNA of Stylonychia lemnae, 1137 nucleotides long. NCBI's taxonomy places the organism in Eukaryota, Ciliophora, Spirotrichea, Sporadotrichida, Oxytrichidae. The record is from the annotation of a GenBank genome assembly.
AUGGGAGGCUCAAUAAUUAAUGAAACACUAAAGACAAAUUCAAGAUACAGUAGUGAUAGUCGCAGUGGCUUUUCUAGUAUUAAUCACUAGUAAUCACUUAACUAACAGAAAGUUGAUUAAGUUGAUAAGGAAAUGAAAUAGAUAGAAGAGGAAAUGUAUCAGCACCAGCAAACUGCUAAAAAACAAGAGGAAAUAAAAGAGGAGGUUAUUAAGAAGUAUUAAGAGGGGAAUAACUUACUGCAGAAUAUUAUUUAGUAGCUUGAAGAAUAAAUAAAAUCAAAACUAGAAAAACAAAGGAAGGUUAAUACAGUUAUGACUCAUAGAGAUGUAGGAUAAGUACAUCCAAGUGUAUAAGAAAGAAAUAGUCAUCUAUAAAAACUUUAAAUAAAGAUUAAUGGCCAAAAGCAGCAUAUAACUUCCCUUAAAUAGAAGAUUGAGUCAGUUGUUUAGUCAGGAGUCAAAACUGAAAUGGACAACAAACUAUCUGAUUUGCUAAGAGAAAUUAAGCAGCUUAAAUCAUAAAAGAAAACACUUUCAGAUGUUAAUGUUAUCCAACUAAAUGCAUAUAGCUAAUUGACUGGAGAUACAGAUUAUGCAGGCCAGAUUAAAAAGAUAAAUUAAUAAAUAUAAUAGUUUAAGGAUCAAUGCAAAGUUUUACAAGAUUAGAGAUAGCAAGAAGAUAAUAACUUUAGAAGUUAGUUUGAACGCUUAUCAAUGGCUGAAGAGUAAAGAUUCAAGCUAAGAGAAUAAAUCAUCCAAGUCAAGAACACAUUCAGAUAGUCUAUUGAUAUAAAUUCAGGUGGCUUGCAAUCAUAAAGAGGAACCUCAUCUGAUAUACAAUUGCCAAAGCUACUUAGAGUUAAUUCUUAGACAAGAAGAAUUAACAAGGCCGCUGAUUAAGAAUUGAGGGGUGCUGCUGCCUUAUAAAAUGGUAUAUUAAGUAUCUAGAAAAAAUAUCGCUUUUAAAAGAAGAAAAUUGAAUAAGAUCUUGAAAAUAUAGCAAGAGAAAUGGAAUGUAUGGAAAUCGAAAUAGCCAAGAAAAAUGAUGAAAACAUUGACUUAUAGGAACAAAUAAAAGAUCAAACUAAAAAGUAAUAAUAAUUUUAGCAGCAAUAGGAUAAUUAAUAAAUUUAAUGA